Trypanosoma conorhini is the source of this 768-nucleotide messenger RNA. RefSeq names its product putative proteasome beta 2 subunit. The transcript has a single exon. The record is from RefSeq and is a predicted model, not a curated record. Gene Ontology annotation, cellular component: proteasome core complex. Lineage: Eukaryota; Euglenozoa; Kinetoplastea; Trypanosomatida; Trypanosomatidae. Bases 1 to 768 code for a protein of 255 amino acids. Gene Ontology annotation, molecular function: threonine-type endopeptidase activity.
AUGCCUGGAUUUUCCUUUGAAAACGUGCAGCGAAACCUGAAACUGCAGCAGCAGGGCCUGCAUCCUCCCAAAACACUCAAGACAGGAACGACGAUUGUGGGGAUUGUGUACAAGGAUGGCGUAGUACUGGGUGCAGACACCCGGGCCACAGAAGGUAGUAUUGUGGCGGACAAACGAUGCAAAAAGAUUCAUUAUAUGGCACCCAACAUUAUGUGCUGUGGAGCAGGAACGGCGGCAGAUACGGAGGCGGUGACAAAUAUGGUUUCCGCCAAUUUGGCGCUGCAUCGUCUUGAUACAGGGAAACAGUCCCGGGUGCACGAGGCACUCACCCUGUUAAAGCGUCACCUGUACAGGUAUCAAGGCUAUGUCAGCGCCGCGUUGGUUCUUGGUGGCGUGGAUGUAGAGGGCCCUUUUUUGGCGACGGUUGCGCCACAUGGUAGCACCGAUCGCCUUCCUUUUGUCUCCAUGGGAAGUGGUAGCAUCGCGGCCAUGGCCGCACUGGAGUCCGGAUACAAGGAGAAUAUGGCAGUUGAAGAGGCGAAGGAGCUGGUGGCCUCCGCCAUCCGGAAGGGAAUCUUCAAUGAUCCGUACAGCGGCACACAGGUGGAUCUGUGCGUUAUCACGAAAAUGAAGACGGAGAUGCUUAUCGGGUACGAUAAACCAAAUGAGCGCAGGUACCCAAAACAGGAUAUUUGUUUCCCUCCAGGCACCACACCGGUGCUGCGGGAGGAGAUACGGCGGUUGGUGACAAUCACCGAAGUCGAGUGA